AUGGAGUAUUACGACGAACGUCAGGAAGCCAUUAAGAACGAGAACAGACGAGCAAGCAUCAUGAUGGACCGGCAGAUGCAGCAUGGGGUAGUAGUAAACCAGCCUCGUCAGUCCAUCGUGUCCAUGUCCAGCACGGGUACUGCCCAGCCCCCCGGGGGUGGCGGCGGUAUGGGCAUGAUGGGAGCGAUGAUGGGCGGGGGUGGAGCAGGAGGCGGCGACCCCAUGAUGGAUAUGAUGAGACUCAUUAGGGCCAAGAAGGUAGGACAACGACUCCGCCGAAAAUCCGUCAAUCCUAAGCUUGACCCUCCUCCCGGACUAGAAGGGAUCAACGACAAAGGAUUUGUGUAUGUUCGGCAACAGCUGGACAUGGACCUCAAAGGCGGAUGUGGAUCCUCCAAUACCUACAAGAUAUGGGACGAGGCAGAGGACGAGCUUUUCUACGUUAUUGAAGCUUCGAGUUGUUGCUGUCGAUGGUGUUGUGGUCCCCAGCGUCAGUUUAAACUGGACUUCUAUACACCGAACGACGACCUCGUCUUUACUUUACACCGGAAGUCGUGUCGCUGUGACUGCUGCUGCUGUUUCGACUGCAUGUUUUGCAACAACAAAGUCUACGUCGUGGACUGCCUCAAUCGGACGCUUGGCUCCAUAAAACAACAGUACAGUUUAUGUGGCAGCAAGUUUGAUAUCCUGGACAGCGAAGGCGCCUUAGUGGCAAAGAUAUUGGGCCCCUCUUGUUCCUGUCGGUGUGCCGCCGAGUCCACUCUAGAGAUCAUUGACAAGACCGGCGAGGAGAUUCUCGGCCACAUCAACAAGAAGUGGGAAGGCAACAGGGACGAUGGCAUCAAUAUGGAUCACGAGUACUUCGAUAUCCACUUUCCGGAAAAGAUGGACCCAAUAGAGAAAAUGCUUAUAGUCGGAGGGGCCUUUCUCAUGGAUUACAUGUAUUUUGAAAUGUCCUGA
Molecule: messenger RNA, 960 nt
Organism: Ylistrum balloti
Lineage: Eukaryota; Metazoa; Mollusca; Bivalvia; Pectinida; Pectinidae
Product: phospholipid scramblase 2-like
Exons: 7
Coding region: 1-960 (319 amino acids)
Biological process (GO): plasma membrane phospholipid scrambling
Cellular component (GO): plasma membrane
Molecular function (GO): phospholipid scramblase activity
Source: RefSeq, a predicted model, not a curated record